CCACAGGCGAGUAGAGGGAACCCAAACAACGACCGAGCACAAAACCUGAAGGGCCAGGACCUUUUAUGUGGACAUCAUGGAGUUUGAGCGAUUUGGGACGGAGGACGAUGAUGACGAGGACGAUGCAGCUAUCCAGUACAUGAUUGAACAGAGUCUGCAGGAGAGCAGCAAACAGAGGGAAACCCACCGAGACUCCACAGCACGAGGCUGCAGGAGCUCUGAGCCUGAGUCUGCAGACAGCAACACGAUCUUCACUGCGAUAAGACAAGGUAAGGAGAAGCUCUUGAAGGAUCUGUGUGUCCGGCAGAGAGACAAGUUUUCACAGACAGACAGCCGAGGUUGGACUCCUCUCCACGAAGCCGCGGCUCAGAGCAACCAAACCAUCCUGGAGCUCACAUUCAAAGGUUCAGGCCCAGGCUCUGUGGAGUGUCGUACUCCUCGUGGGCAGACUCCUCUCUUCCUGGCAGUUGAACGAGGGCUGUUAGAAAACGCCUCCUUCCUCCUCCAACACGGAGCUCAGCCGGACAGCCAAGACCAGGACCAGGACUCACCGCUGCUUGUAGCGAUCCGUUCAGACCGCACUGACCUGGUGAAGCUGCUGCUGCUGCGGGGCUCCAGGGUGAACCAGGAGUGCUGCCACGGCCGCCGUCCCCUCCACGAGGCCUCACGGUUGGGCAAAGCGGCACUGGUGACCCUGCUACUGGGGGCCGGAGCACAAACAGACCCUCGCAGCCACUACGGCCUCACGCCGCUGGCACUGGCCGCUCAGGGAGGACACCUGGAGGUGGUGGAGGCUCUCCUGAAGAAAGGGGCGGACGUCCUGUCCCAGGCGCAGGAUGAGGCAUCCAUCUUGUACGAGGCGUCCUCGUCUGGUAAUCCAUCUGUCAUCAGCCUGUUGCUGGAAUACGGCGCCGAUGCCAAUGUCGCCAAACACACGGGACACAUGCCGAUCCACCGCGUGGCACACAGAGGACACCUGCAAGCCCUGAAGCUGCUGAUUCCGGUCACAUCUGUUGGAGAGGUAAAUGACAGCGGGAUGAGUCCUCUACACUCUGCUGCUGCAGGAGGACACACACACUGCCUCAAGGCCUUGCUGGAUGCAGGCUACGACCCAAACUACAUGCUCCAUCCCUGGGUCCGCCGCAACUAUGACGACGAGAGGAAGUCGGCGCUCUUCUUCGCUGUCUCCAAUAAUGACGUGCCGUCAGCCAAGCUGCUGCUGGAGGGCGGGGCCAUGGCCAACCAAGACCCAGUCAAAUGUCUGCAGGUUGCUCUGCGUUUGGGCAACUAUGAGUUGAUCAACCUGUUGCUGAGGUUUGGAGCCAAUGUCAACUAUUACUGCAGAGUAAACACAACACACUUCCCCUCAGCCCUGCAGUAUGCUCUCAAGGACGAGGUGGUCCUGAGGAUGCUGUGCAACUAUGGUUACAAUGUGUACCGCUGCUUUGACUGUCCCUAUGGCAACGAACCCCACAUCCCUGAAGGCUACGAGGGGUGGACUAACACUGUGAUCAAAGACACCUUGUUCUGCGAGGUGAUCACUCUCUCCUGGCUGAAGCACCUCUCAGGUCAGGUGGUUCGCAUCCUGUUGGACUACGUGGAUCAUGUGACCUUGUGCUCCAAGCUGAAGGCGUCGGUGAUGGAGCAGCAGCAGUGGCCUGACAUCUGCAGGCUUCAAGGUAAAUGA
Messenger RNA from Chelmon rostratus (copperband butterflyfish), 1687 nucleotides. RefSeq names its product dynein heavy chain 12, axonemal-like. Lineage: Eukaryota; Metazoa; Chordata; Actinopteri; Chaetodontiformes; Chaetodontidae. The record is from RefSeq and is a predicted model, not a curated record. Gene Ontology annotation, cellular component: cytoplasm. The coding region runs from base 77 to 1687 and encodes 536 amino acids. Gene Ontology annotation, molecular function: protein binding. The transcript has 12 exons.